UAAUGACGAACAUCAAAUAAAAAAGAAACAUAAAAUAGAAUUUUGUUGGUGUUUUCAUUUUGAUUUUUUUCCCCCAAAUUAUUUUCAGUUUUGAUGUUUUAUCGGCAACGAGAACGUUGGCAUUUUUCUAUCACUAUCAUCUAUCAAAAUAAUAUCCAAAUUCCAUAUUAAAAAAAAAGCGAAAAUAGAAAUUAUUUUCUUUAUAAACUAUUCAAAAAAUAAAUCAGUGAAAUGGGAUUGUGUAAAUGUCCGAAACGAUUAGUUACAAAUCAAUUUUGUUUUGAGCACCGGGUUAAUGUGUGUGAACAUUGCAUGGUGAAUUCACAUCCAAAGUGCAUAAUUCAAUCGUACAUUCAAUGGUUAAAAGAUAGUGAUUAUGAUUCAUCGUGUGCAUUAUGCAAAAAUUCACUAGAGUCAGACGAAUGUAUUCGUUUAACAUGCUAUCAUGUAUUUCAUUGGUCUUGUUUAAAUGAACGUGAAUCGGCGUUGCCGAGUAAUACAGCACCCGGUGGCCAUACGUGUCCAACUUGUUACGAUCAAAUAUUUCCGUCAUCAAAUCUUAUAUCACCUGUAGCCGAUGUUCUUCGUAGUCGCUUGAAAAAAACGUCAUGGGGACGAGAUGAAUUUGGAGCUAUUCUGAAACCGAACGCAACAUUUUCAGAAAAUUCAAAGUUAAAUCACGCAUCUAACUCUAAUUCGAAUUCGGGUGUCGAAAACUUGUCGAUUAAAGAGAAUGCGAACACAUUGUCUUCAUCAAGUAUCAAUAAAUCGUCGUCGAUUCACGAAACACCAAAAGACCAUUCCAUCAAUAUAGAUUCAACUGCACCAUACUAUCAAGCAAGUAGUCGCCGACCAUUGCUGAGCAGAGAACCGCCAAUCGGGGGUGUUGACAGAGAUGAAAAUAAGUAUAAAAGACGAACACCGGCAGAAAUUUUUUCCAGGUGGUCACGGCGAUUGUACGUUCCACCAUCUCGUCCACUUUUGCGCCGGACAUGGUUUAUCGUAUUGAGUGGCUUUGUGAUUUUUGUUUUUAUAAUAUACAUAAUGGCUUCAUUAGGUCGACGCAAUAAUAACGAUUCUGAGGAAGAAUUUCCACAUAUGUAAAAAAAAAUUCCUUUUCAAAUUUACCGAAGAAAUACAAACAAAAUGGAUUAUUUUCAAUUUA
This is a messenger RNA of Contarinia nasturtii (swede midge), 1165 nucleotides long. Its product is annotated as zinc finger protein-like 1 homolog. The record is from RefSeq and is a predicted model, not a curated record. Gene Ontology annotation, cellular component: Golgi apparatus. The transcript is spliced from 6 exons. NCBI's taxonomy places the organism in Eukaryota, Metazoa, Arthropoda, Insecta, Diptera, Cecidomyiidae. The coding region runs from base 232 to 1104 and encodes 290 amino acids.